AUGUCGCCAGCGCCAACGGUGCUCUACCCGCUCACCCUCCCGGGCUUGCUUCAUUACGUUGUUACUACCCAAUCCGACACAUGUCCAACGCUGCUGAUCAUAUGCUCGAGUCGAGACAUCUUCAUUGAGGACCUUGCAAGCUCACUGCAGAAUCACGGCGAUCAUGACACAGAUGGUCUAGAGCAGCUGGUCGCGCCCACUCUUCACAACUUACUCACGACACGGCAUGUCAAACUUGCCUUCUGCGCGUCUGUGCAAGCCUUGUUAGCCUACUUGACUGCAUAUGGUCGGUCUGGAACUAAUCUCCUCGGUGAAGCCGAAGAAAAGGAAAGCAUCGUGUUGGUGAAUCCACUCGCUUUACAUGCGCCAACGUCAUCCUUCUCAGCUCAAGGCCUAUCCAGAUGCUUUGCUGCAGCGGCCGAGGUUACGCUCAAACCUGGUGUAACGCUUCAUAUUGCCGAGUGUGAGGGAAAGCGCGAGCGUCCGGAAGAACACGAUGAUGAGGAUACAGAGAUGGAAAAUGAUCACGAAGAGCUCUCCGCUGAAACGCAGACCCAAGAUCCGUGGGAACAGGAAGUCUCCAUCUUGAAUGUGUCAGCCCGGAGAUUCGGAUCUGGCAGCGGCGAGCGAGCUUGGGCAGGUCGCACCGUCAAGGUGAAGAGGAUAGCAGCAAGGUGGUUUCGCUUCCACAAUCUCGAAACCCGGCAAACACACGCAGACCAAGAAUGA
Molecule: messenger RNA, 729 nt
Organism: Alternaria atra
Lineage: Eukaryota; Fungi; Ascomycota; Dothideomycetes; Pleosporales; Pleosporaceae
Exons: 1
Coding region: 1-729 (242 amino acids)
Source: RefSeq, a predicted model, not a curated record